Balaenoptera acutorostrata (minke whale) is the source of this 2192-nucleotide messenger RNA. It is a transcript of the gene MTHFD2, whose product is annotated as methylenetetrahydrofolate dehydrogenase (NADP+ dependent) 2, methenyltetrahydrofolate cyclohydrolase. Gene Ontology annotation, cellular component: mitochondrion. The record is from RefSeq and is a predicted model, not a curated record. The transcript is spliced from 8 exons. Gene Ontology annotation, molecular function: methylenetetrahydrofolate dehydrogenase (NADP+) activity; methenyltetrahydrofolate cyclohydrolase activity; methylenetetrahydrofolate dehydrogenase (NAD+) activity. NCBI's taxonomy places the organism in Eukaryota, Metazoa, Chordata, Mammalia, Artiodactyla, Balaenopteridae. Bases 58 to 1110 code for a protein of 350 amino acids. Gene Ontology annotation, biological process: tetrahydrofolate interconversion.
CCACGCGGCAGCGGUAUAACCGCAGGGCCGGCGCGCCUUUCCCUCCCGGCGCUGGCCAUGGCUGCAGCGUCCCUCUUAUCCGCUUUGGCCACCCGGCUGCUCCGGCCGGCGCAGAGCUGCCGCCUCCACCAUCGCCCCUUCCACCUCUCGGCAGUUCGAAAUGAAGCUGUUGUCAUUUCGGGAAGGAAACUUGCUGAGCAGAUCAAGCAGGAAGUGCGGCAGGAGGUGGAAGAGUGGGUGGCGUCAGGCAACAAACGGCCCCACCUGAGCGUCGUUCUGGUUGGCGAGAAUCCUGCAAGUCACUCCUAUGUCCUCAACAAAACCAGAGCAGCUGCCGAUGUGGGAAUCAACAGUGAGACAAUUGUGAAACCAGCUUCAAUUUCAGAGGAAGAGCUGUUGAAUUUAAUCAAUAAACUAAAUAAUGAUGAUAAUGUAGAUGGCCUCCUUGUUCAGCUGCCUCUUCCAGAGCACAUUGAUGAGAGAAAGAUCUGCAAUGCUGUUUCUCCAGACAAAGAUGUUGAUGGCUUUCAUGUAAUUAACGUAGGGCGAAUGUGUUUGGACCAGAAUUCCAUGUUACCAGCUACUCCAUGGGGUGUGUGGGAAAUAAUUAAGCGAACUGGUAUUCCAACCCUGGGGAAGAAUGUGCUUGUGGCUGGAAGGUCAAAAAACGUUGGAAUGCCCAUUGCAGUACUGCUGCACACGGAUGGGGCACACGAACGCCCCGGAGGUGAUGCCACUGUCACAAUAUCUCAUCGAUAUACUCCCAAGGAGCAGCUGAAGAAACAUACAGCUCUUGCAGAUAUUGUGGUCUCCGCUGCAGGCAUUCCAAAUCUGAUCACAGCAGAUAUGAUUAAGGAAGGAGCAGCUGUCAUUGAUGUGGGAAUAAAUAGAAUUCAAGAUCCCAUAACUGCUAAACCCAAGUUGGUUGGAGAUGUGGAUUUUGAAGGAGUCAGGAAGAAAGCCGGUUACAUCACUCCAGUCCCUGGGGGUGUUGGUCCCAUGACAGUGGCAAUGCUAAUGAAGAAUACCAUUAUUGCUGCAAAAAAAGUGCUGAGGCUUGAAGAGCGGGAAGUACUGAAGUCUAAGGAGCUUGGAGUAGCAAGUAAUUAACUAUUGUGUCUUCUGUGUCAUGAACAGCACUCUAAGCUAGUUCAGGAGGAAAACCAGGCCAAUAGAAAUGCAAUAUUUAUUCUACUUAAAUGGUUUAAAACAAUGCUUUCUAUUUAUUUGUAAGCUUAAAUGGGUGGGUGUUUGCACACAUAGCCCUGCAGUUACCCACCAGGGAGCACGCCACUAUCGUGCUGGGUCAUGGGAUCCAGCCAAGAGAAGCCAUUAACCUACUGAUUAACAGGGGGACACUGUCACAUUGAGAAUGGCUGCCUAACUUUGUCAACCACUUCAGUUAAAAUCUGUCUUUUUUAGGAGGGCAGCUAUGCUUACCACUAUACCAUCAACGCUGCACAAAUUUGUCUUUUCUACGAUUGCAUUUCCCAAGUGCUAUUCCAAUAAUGAGUUGAUGCUCACUUUAGGUUCCAAACCUUUUGAGUUCAACUGGUCAAACCAAAGGAAAAAUGUUGCAAGAGAAAAUUAGGGAAAAGGUAAAAAGAAAGAAAUGACGGUAGUUGAGUAGAAAAAAAAUUACCCUAAUUUAAUAUAUGUAUUGAUUGAUAACCAGAAGAAAAACUACAUGUCAAUAGUCUCCUAAGCUGUCAUUUUGUAGCUUAGUCAUUGGGAAAAUGUUUGGGGUUGUUUCAUUUGCUAUUAGCCCUCGUUUUAUGUUGGUUACCAUUCCUGAGGUUUCCCCAUGUUAGUUUUCUAGGAUUGAAAGGCUUAUUUUAUAAAUUACUCAUGUGUGUUGUCAUAUUUGACUUUCCUACAUCCUUAAACUUCACUGUCAAAUUUUUAUACUGUUGGGGGUGUCUGUAUGGUUUCUUUAGUGUGUCUUGAAACCUGUAGUUGGAAAACAUAACUUGAGCUUGAUGAUCAUUAGGGCAGCUUGUAUAAGUGUGCAACUUACUUUUCCACCAAAGAACUGUCAACAGCUGCCGGCUUUUCUCUGAUGCAUCUGUUGGCUUUCCUUGAUUGAUUUUUGAGAACUUGAGUUAAUACUGAAUUUAAUCAGACUUUCUGAUUAAAGGACUUCUUUGUUUCAUUUUGUUUUUUUAAAUAAAACACUUCUGACUGGUAUAGAA